AUAAUAAAAAAAUAAAAUACAAAAAAAAAUUUAAAUUCUUCUAUUUAUAACAAAAGUGGUUGCAUUUUGUAUACAAAAAAGCUGGAAGCAUCAAGCCCAACUGACAUUAAAUUAAUGAAGAUGUCAGAUUGUGAAGAAUUAACACCGAAUAAAAAAAAAUCACCCCACAUAAUUGGACUUGGUGUAAAUUGUAAUGCCGGUGAUUCUAGUGAUAGUGGUGAAUCAAGAAUACUAGAAAAACCACCAAAAAAGAGUGUCUUUAAGAGACGUAUUAAUAUUUUAAAUUGGAUUGGAAAAUAUGACAAAAAUAUUGCAAUUUCGGACUUGAUUGCAGGUUUAACAUUGGGUUUAACUAUAAUUCCGCAAAGUAUAGCAUAUGCGUCAUUAGCUGGUUUACCAUCUCAAUAUGGACUUUAUGCAGCUUUUAUGGGUGCAUUUGUUUAUGUUAUUGUUGGAACUGUAAAAGAAGUCUCAAUUGGACCAACAAGUUUAAUGGCAUUAUUAACAUUACAAUACACAUACAAUAAACCACCACAAUUUGCUGUUAUUUUAGCAUUUUUAUCUGGAAUUGUUGAAUUAGUAAUGGGUCUAUUGAAUAUUGGUUUCAUUGUGGAUUUUAUUUCGGAUCCAGUAACGAGUGCAUUUACAUCAGCAACUGCUCUUAUCGUUAUUGUUUCUCAGGCUAAAAAUUUAUUGGGUAUCAGGAUACCAGCAAAAGAUAUUGCAGAUACUAUUAUACAAUUAUUUGCACAAAUUCAAGAGACCCGAUUAGGGGACAGUUUGUUGGGAUUAGCUUGCAUUGUGUUCUUAUUAAGUCUUCGACAAUUGAAUCUUUUGAAUAUCAAUAAAUCUCGACGUGUGCUAAAGAAGUUCUUAUGGUACAUUAGCAUAUCGAGAAAUGCUAUUUGUGUUGUUGCGGCUUCUGGUGUUGCGUUUUACUUGACUCAGAUUUAUGAGAACGAAAAUUUACCCAUAAAAUUGUCUGGAAAUGUUGAAUCUGGUGUUCCAAGUUUUUCUUUACCACCAUAUACAAUUGAACAUGAUGGUGUCACAUACAAUUUCUUAGAUAUAUUAAGAGAACUUGGUUCUGGAAUAAUAAUCGUACCAUUAGUAGGAAUGUUGGCAAAUGUUGCAAUUGCUAAAGCUUUCGCGGCCGACGGAAAUUUGGAUGCAUCACAAGAAAUGUUUGCAUUAGGCCUAUGCAAUAUUGCCGGAUCAUUCUUUAGAGGAAUACCAACUUGUGGAGCAUUUACUAGAUCGGCUGUUAGUAAUGCAAGUGGGGUUAGAACACCAAUGGCAGGAAUUUAUUCAGGUGUAUUAGUUUUAUUAGCAUUAAGCUUAUUUACACCAUUCUUCAAAUAUAUACCAAAGACAACAUUAGCAGCAGUCUUGAUAUGUGCGGUUGUAUUUAUGAUGGAUUUAAAAAUAGCGCUGCGUUUAUAUAAAAAGAGUAAAAAAGAUUUUAUUGGAUGGUUAUGCUGUUUUGUUAUAAGUUUGGCAUUUGGUGUUGAAAUUGGUUUGUUAAGUGGUAUUGUAAUAUCAAUAAUUUUCUUAUUAAUGAAAUUGGCAAGACCAAAAAUUGUUAUACAUAUAAAAGAGAUUGAUAAAGUCGAGUAUAUUCAUAUUCGUCCUUCAUCAGAAAUUUUCUACACAGCAAUAGAUUAUUUAAGAUUAAAAGUAAAUAAAGCAUGCCUUGCCUCAAAAUAUCGUUAUCCAGUUGUAGUAGAUUGUGAUAAAAUCAGUCAGUUAGAUUAUACAUCAAUUAAAACAAUUAAUCUGUUAGCGAAAGAACUGAAUGCACAUGAUGUAACGUUAAUUAUACAUAAUAUGCGUAAUAAAUUACAGAAAUAUUUGGAUGACAGUCAAAAUAUUAAAUUCUGUUCAGGGAAGCUGACGACAGCUCUUUUCUCCAGAAAAUCAAUAUCAAAUGAGUCAUCAGAUAGAAGUUGUGUAUAAAUGUAUUAAAUUAAUUUAACAUUAUUGUUCGUUUUUUUAGAACAAAGAAAAUUGCUAAAUAUUUUUAUAUUAUAAGAAUGAACAAUUAUACAAACACUUUAUUCAAAUAUAAUUUUAAGAGAAUCUCUUAAAUGAUUAACAUGUA
Messenger RNA from Condylostylus longicornis, 2101 nucleotides. Its product is annotated as sodium-independent sulfate anion transporter. Bases 115 to 1956 code for a protein of 613 amino acids. Gene Ontology annotation, molecular function: sulfate transmembrane transporter activity. The record is from RefSeq and is a predicted model, not a curated record. The transcript is spliced from 8 exons. Gene Ontology annotation, biological process: transmembrane transport. Lineage: Eukaryota; Metazoa; Arthropoda; Insecta; Diptera; Dolichopodidae. Gene Ontology annotation, cellular component: membrane.